This is a messenger RNA of Amaranthus tricolor (Joseph's coat), 552 nucleotides long. RefSeq names its product nucleoid-associated protein At2g24020, chloroplastic-like. Gene Ontology annotation, molecular function: DNA binding. Bases 1 to 435 code for a protein of 144 amino acids. The record is from RefSeq and is a predicted model, not a curated record. The transcript has 7 exons. NCBI's taxonomy places the organism in Eukaryota, Viridiplantae, Streptophyta, Magnoliopsida, Caryophyllales, Amaranthaceae.
AUGGAUUAUGGAAGGAGUUCUUUCGAUGGCCUUGUAAGUAAUUCAUGCAACUUGUCGCUUAUCAGUGCUUCUGUCCAAAGAAAUAGCAGUGCCACAAUCAUUCUUGCUGGAAUAUUGGAAAAUAUGCGAAAAUUAUACGAGACAGUGAAAAAAGCUCAAAUGGUAGUUCAAGUUGAAGCAGUAAAAGUAGCAGAGUUUGAUGGUUAUUGUGAAGGUGAGCUCAUAAAGGUAUUCACUCUUUCUGGUAAUCAACAACCUGUUCGAACUGAAAUUACAGAAGCAGCUAUGGAACUAGGAGCUGAAAAAGUUUCCCUUUUAGUUACUGAGGCGUACAAAGAUGCACAUCAGAAAAGUGUGCAGGCAAUGAAGGAGAGAAUGAACAAUCUUGCUUCUAGUUUAGGGAUGCCACCAGGCUUGAGUGAGGGCCUGAAGUGAAGCUUCUAAAUUGAUCUGAAAUAUGACUCGAUGUCUUGAAUUGUGUAAUGUUCUUUUGUAUUGAUAAGCAAUGAGUAGUUCCAAUUCUUUUGAAUUGCUGGCUAAUCAGAGAAUCGA